GGGUUACUCAGAUUAGUCUUUAUGCUUUUUCACGUGAAAGAGCCUUUAAAAGGCGCCAUUUUGUAGGCAAAAAGUUAUUUGCUGCGCAGCAGGGAAAGUGUCCGUCGGUGAAAGUUUGGCUCGCGCGCUUCAACAUGGCAGCGUACACUUUACCGGAGGGUUUCUCGGAGUUUGACAUGUUUACAUUCGGCACUGCGCUCCUGGUUGGAGGCAUGCUGGGAUUCUUCCUCAAUGCCAUCAGCAUCGUGUCCUAUCUCAGAGUGAAGGAGAUGCGCAACCCCAGCAACUUCUUUGUGUUCAACCUGGCCUUGGCUGACCUCAGCUUGAAUAUUAAUGGACUCACAGCUGCAUAUGCCAGUUACCUCAGGCAAUGGCCGUUCGGUCAAGAGGGCUGCGCCUAUCACGGUUUCCAGGGGAUGAUUUCAGUCUUGGCCUCCAUCAGCUUCAUGGCUGCUAUCGCUUGGGACAGAUACCACCAGUACUGCACCCGACAGAAGCUUUUCUGGAGCACCACUGUGACGAUGAGCGCUAUCAUCUGGAUUCUCUCCAUCUUUUGGGCCGCCGUGCCUCUCAUGGGAUGGGGCGUGUAUGACUUUGAGCCCAUGAGGACGUGCUGCACGCUGGACUACACCAGAGGGGACAGGGACUACGUCACCUACAUGCUGACUCUGGUGCUGCUCUACUUGAUGUUCCCAGCUUUCACCAUGUUGUCGUGUUACAAUGCCAUCCACAAACAUUUCAAGAAGAUCCAUCACCACAGGUUUAACACCAGUGUGCCUCUGAGGGUCAUGCUGAUGUGCUGGGGCCCGUAUGUCCUCAUGUGUAUCUACGCCUGCUUCGAGAACGUGAAGGUGGUGUCUCCAAAGCUCAGGAUGGUGCUUCCAGUUGUUGCAAAGACAAACCCGAUCUUCAACGCCCUCCUCUACUCAUUUGGGAAUGAGUUUUACCGCGGAGGCGUUUGGAACUUCCUCACUGGACAGAAGAUUGUUGAGCCUAAUCUCAAGAAGUCUAAAUGAGAUGAAAACGCUUGUAGAAAAAGAAAAAAGUCUAGUGCCAACGUCGACUCAUCCUGCUUACAUGCUAAGAUGUUGUUAAGUGCCCGAGCCAUGAGGAUGUCUGUACAGUCGUGUCGUUUUCGUACCUCUUACUUGACACUAAAUCAAACUGCAGUCCCUUGAACUCACACUGGAUUCGUGUAAAUCUGCAAAAUGCGCCGCAGGUCGUUUCUCCUUGUUCUCCAGCAACUCUCCGUCCACACUGAAACCACUCACAAUAAACACAGAUGCUGCCUCUC
Salarias fasciatus (jewelled blenny) is the source of this 1294-nucleotide messenger RNA. It is a transcript of the gene rgrb, whose product is annotated as retinal G protein coupled receptor b. NCBI's taxonomy places the organism in Eukaryota, Metazoa, Chordata, Actinopteri, Blenniiformes, Blenniidae. Gene Ontology annotation, molecular function: G protein-coupled receptor activity. Gene Ontology annotation, biological process: G protein-coupled receptor signaling pathway; phototransduction; visual perception. The record is from RefSeq and is a predicted model, not a curated record. The coding region runs from base 135 to 1016 and encodes 293 amino acids. Gene Ontology annotation, cellular component: membrane. The transcript has 7 exons.